AUGGAUGUUGUCGAAGCAGCCGGAUCGGGCCUUCACAGACGCAGACAGCUCUGCGUGGUAGUGGCUCUCGAUGUAGCCAAUGCAUUCAAUACGGCAAAAUGGAAGAAAAUUGAGCAGUCGCUGCACGAUAAGCGUAUGCCCAAAUACCUCAUAGCAGCGAUACAGAGCUAUCUCAGCGACCGAGAGAUUGAGUACGAGGGUAGAUCACGGAUCACUACCUGCGGGGUUCCACAAGGAUCCGUGCUCGGACCACUGCUGUGGAACGUAAUGUAUGAUGACUUACUCCGAGUGGACACCGGAGGGAACGUGAGGGGCAUAUCGUCGACAAACAUGGUGGCCUUCGCAGACGACGUGGCGGUGGUGGCGACGGGGCACACUACGAGCAUCCUAGAAGACGUGACAAACAAUGCACUGGAGAAGGUAGCGGAAUGGAUGACAAAAGCAGGUCUAACGCUUUCAGUUACCAAGACAGAAGCAGUCAUGCUCACCACUAAGAGGGGCUACUUGAAACCGUACCUAGAGAUAAGAGGAGAACGCGUGGAGAUAAAGAACCAGAUAAAAUACCUGUGUCUGGAACUCCAUAGAGUGUUAGGGUUCAAAGCCCAUCUGGAGGCGGCGGCGGGGAAGGCACAGACCACGGCCCUAGCGUUGUCAAGGUUGAUGCCGAACCUGGGCGGCGCCGGGCCGAAGAAGGGGAGGUUACUAACCACAGUGGUAGAGAGCAAGCUGCUGUAUGGUUCGCCUAUAUGGGCUAGCGCUCUAGUCCACCAGAGAAACGUAGACAUCAUCUUGAGGCCUCAAAGAGUUCUGGCACUAAGAACUGCAAUGUGCUAUAGGAUGGUCUCGACGGCAGCCGCGAUGGCCAUAGCGUCUCCUAGCGUCAGAGAGGUCGGAAAGGUAUAUCCGCAGAGAAGAGUGGGACAAGGCUGGAGUAGCCAAAGAAGUACGGGAGGCGACCAUGAAGAAAUGGCAGAAGGAAUGGGACGCGGCGGAAAAAGGCCGAUGGACUAG
Messenger RNA from Macrosiphum euphorbiae (potato aphid), 1011 nucleotides. Lineage: Eukaryota; Metazoa; Arthropoda; Insecta; Hemiptera; Aphididae. The record is from the annotation of a GenBank genome assembly.